Lotus japonicus is the source of this 623-nucleotide messenger RNA. RefSeq lists its product as uncharacterized. Bases 174 to 623 code for a protein of 149 amino acids. The record is from RefSeq and is a predicted model, not a curated record. The transcript is spliced from 2 exons. Lineage: Eukaryota; Viridiplantae; Streptophyta; Magnoliopsida; Fabales; Fabaceae.
UGUCCUCAAUUGGCCAUGGACGGUUUCGCUUCUACGCUUCUAUAUAUACACGCAUAUUGCCCCCUUUUCAAUUUUCAUUCCCAACAUUACUACUAUUUUUCUCUCUGUCAGUUUCUCUCAUUGUAUUAGGGUUCUUCUAGUCUCUCUCCAUCUCUCUCGUUGUCUCUGCUUCAAUGGCUUUGCAUAAGAUUGAGAACUCUUUCGCACCUACCGUAUCAUUCUCUGCUGUGAAGCCGCUUUUAAAUGUGGAGGCUCCCAAGGCGAACAACGCCAUUGCGUUCUACAAAGCCGCGUUCGACGCAAAAGAGGUGGGCCGCAUGCUGUGCCCUAAGCGCAAGGCGAAUCAAGAGAUUCCUCUCAUUGUCUUGGCAGAAUUGAUGAUCGGUGGUUUCUCUAUUCUGGUCACUGACUUCGCUCAUGACUCUGACAACGCCCCGAAGACUGGAGGGCUUGGUGUGUUCCUACAGACUGAGGAUGUAAGUGCUGCAAUUGCCAAGGCUGUGAACGCUGGAGCAGUAGAGGACGAAGAGUUUGUCGCAGGUGAGGGGGCGAUAUUUCGUGGUGGGCAUAUGAGAAGGGUCAAGGACCCAUACGGCUUUGUUUGGACAAUCUACUCCGUUUGA